UGAGAGAGAGAGAGAGAGGUGGAGGAGCGGCGAAAAUGGUGAAGUUCCUGAAGCCAAACAAGGCGGUGGUGAUCCUGCAGGGCCGUUAUGCCGGGCGAAAGGCCGUGAUUGUGCGUAACUUCGAUGAUGGAACGCGCGACCGCCCCUACGGCCACUGCCUGGUGGCGGGAUUGGUCAAGUACCCGCGCAAGGUGAUCCGAAAGGACUCGGCAAAGAAGCAGGCAAAGAAGUCUCGCGUGAAGUGCUUCAUCAAGCUGGUGAAUUACAGUCACAUUAUGCCCACCCGUUACACCUUAGACGUGGACCUCAAGGAUUUGGUGACCCUCGAUAGCUUCCAGUCCAGGGAUAAGAAGGUCUCGGCUGCCAAAGAGACCAAGGCUCGGUUCGAGGAACGGUUCAAGACGGGGAAAAAUCGGUGGUUCUUCACCAAGCUGAGGUUUUGAGUCUGGUUUGUUGGUCAUUUUUGAGCUGAUUUUGGUUCUUCACAGAGGGUGAUUCUGUUUUUUUAUUAGAUGAUUCAACAAUCUUAUUUGAACUCGUAUUUUUGCUUAAUAUUAGUUGUUUCGAUUUACAAUGAAAUAUUGAUAUGCGAUUCUCGAUUAUAUGUGAAAUUAUAUUGGUUUUAUUGAUUUCUC
Olea europaea var. sylvestris is the source of this 635-nucleotide messenger RNA. Its product is annotated as 60S ribosomal protein L27-3-like. Gene Ontology annotation, biological process: translation. Gene Ontology annotation, cellular component: cytosolic large ribosomal subunit; ribosome. The record is from RefSeq and is a predicted model, not a curated record. The transcript has a single exon. NCBI's taxonomy places the organism in Eukaryota, Viridiplantae, Streptophyta, Magnoliopsida, Lamiales, Oleaceae. Bases 36 to 443 code for a protein of 135 amino acids. Gene Ontology annotation, molecular function: structural constituent of ribosome.